UUUUUAUACCCACAACUUAAAACCAGUAAAACUUUCAUAUCCACACCUCUACACAAUCAUGAAGCCACUCAAAAUCCAGAAGAAAAUGACAAAUCCCAAGAACAAUCUAUCCAUGGUCCUAACUCCUAAUGCUAUCUAUGGUCAUGUUAACAAAAAACGACACAUUCCAUGCCAGUUGCACUCUUAUUCAAUGCUAAAGGGUCAGACAAACAUAUUCUUAAAUUCAAUGCCAAAAGCCAAUUCAACCAAGAAUAUUUAAACAACAAUCACAAUAAUUAUUUAUAUGCAAAAAGAUAAUGUCUAAUUCUUUCUCCUCUUGUUCUUUAUAGAAGCUACUACCAAGUCUUUCUUCCACUUCUGUUAUCUACUGCUUUCUCUUUCCUUCAUCAACUCUUUUUAUUUCUCUCUCUAAUACUUUCUCUCUCAACAAAUUUGGAAUUUCUUUCAAAUGGGUAGUAAUUUGUUUGGCAAUUUCAGGAUUCUUACCUUCGCUUUUGCAAUUUUCUUGUUAUGUUCUACCUUUACUCUUACAGGAGCAUACGAUCCUCUCGAUCCAACUGGGAACAUUACGAUCAAGUGGGAUGUCAUAAGUUGGACUCCGGAUGGUUAUGUUGUAUGUCUUAUAUCCUUGGUGCUGUGGUUACGAUGUACAACUUUCAAAAGUAUCGUCACAUUCAAGCACCAGGGUGGCAACUCAGAUGGACAUGGGCGAAAAAGGAGGUUAUUUGGAGCAUGGUGGGUGGCCAAGCAACAGAACAAGGGGACUGCUCAAAAUUUAAGGGCACUAUCCCACAUUGUUGUAAGAAGGAUCCAACCAUUGUCGACUUGUUGCCAGGGACUCCGUACAAUCAGCAGAUUGCCAAUUGCUGCAAGGGAGGAGUUCUAAACUCUUGGGUGCAGGACCCUGCCACCGCAAUUAGCUCAUUUCAAAUUAGUGUGGGUCGAUCAGGCACCUCAAAUAAAACGGUCAAAGUGCCUAGGAAUGUCACUCUGAACGCUCCUGGACCCGGUUACACUUGCGGGCCAGCGAAGAUUGUUAAAGCCAGCAAAUUUAAAACCCAAGAUGGGAGGAGAACCACUCAAGCUUUGAUGACCUGGAAUGUGACAUGCACAUAUUCUCAGUUCCUGUCUCAGAAAACUCCAUCAUGUUGUGUCUCGCUUUCGUCCUUCUACAAUGACACAAUUAUACCUUGUCCGACAUGCAGCUGUGGCUGCCAGAACAAUGCCUCUAAUCCCGGAAGCUGUGUCGAGGCUAAUUCCCCGUACUUGGCUUCAGUUGUCGCUCCCGGACUAGCUAAUAGAAACAAUUACUUACCGCCUCUGGUUCGUUGUACUAACCAUAUGUGUCCAAUCCGGAUACACUGGCAUGUCAAAACCAAUUACAAGGACUAUUGGCGAGUUAGGGUUACGAUUACAAAUUUCAACUAUAGGAUGAACUACUCGCAAUGGAACUUGGUUGUGCAACAUCCAAACUUCGACAACUUGACUCAGAGUUUCAGCUUCAAUUAUGAACCAUUAACUCCUUACUUGAAUAUAAAUGAUACCGCUAUGCUAUGGGGAAUCAAGUUCUAUAAUGAUCUACUUAUGCAAGCGGGUCCAUAUGGCAACGUUCAGUCUGAAUUACUCUUUCGGAAAGACAAGUCUACAUUUACAUUCGAAAAAGGUUGGGCCUUCCCUCAUAGAAUAUACUUCAACGGUGAUAAUUGUGUGAUGCCGCCUCCUGAUACCUACCCAUGGCUUCCAAAUGCUAGUGCUCGUCUAAAUUUCUCGCUUUUGCCUGUAACUUUGACGCUAUUAUUAUCCUUGACUUUCUUAUAUGCACAUGCUUGAGAGUUCAAUCCCUUUCUUUGGGGUAAAUAUUACACGGAAAUCAGUCUGAGUCGAUAAUGGAUUUGGACUCCAAUUGUUGGGUUUGACGACUGUGUUGGAAGCCUGUUGAAGAUCAGCUGCAAUAUCAACCUUCUGCGAUGUUAUUUGCUGUUUGUCUGAUGAUCAGGUUUGUGACUCGAUCAUUACCAAUUUUAUGUAUAUGUAUUAGUCAUAUUUCCUUUGUAUAGAUAAGAUUUAUUCGAUUACUAAAAACGUCGAAUUGUAACGAAAACGAAAACCAUAUUCUGAUACAAAAUGCUAACAAUUACUCAUUGUUCAAAA
Molecule: messenger RNA, 2151 nt
Organism: Amaranthus tricolor (Joseph's coat)
Lineage: Eukaryota; Viridiplantae; Streptophyta; Magnoliopsida; Caryophyllales; Amaranthaceae
Product: COBRA-like protein 2
Exons: 6
Coding region: 511-1830 (439 amino acids)
Biological process (GO): cellulose microfibril organization; plant-type cell wall cellulose biosynthetic process
Cellular component (GO): plasma membrane
Source: RefSeq, a predicted model, not a curated record